Eupeodes corollae is the source of this 725-nucleotide messenger RNA. RefSeq lists its product as uncharacterized. The record is from RefSeq and is a predicted model, not a curated record. Lineage: Eukaryota; Metazoa; Arthropoda; Insecta; Diptera; Syrphidae. The transcript has 2 exons. Bases 51 to 668 code for a protein of 205 amino acids.
CCAGUGGCCAAAUAUAGAAUCAGUCUUCAGCUAAAUACCAUCGACCAAAGAUGUUCAACUUCCUCCUGUUUCGGUUAGUUACAAUCACUGGAUUGCUAUUUAUUAUUUUUGCCGAUAUCGAGACCAAGACCGAAACCAAAUGGAUCAAAAGUGCUAAAGUGGAUUUCGUAACGUUGGAAUUAUCCAAACCCGAAGCUUACAACCAAUUAGCCACAUUUAAUCAAAGUGAAACCAAUUUAGUGCCUAAUUCCACUAAGGCAGAAUUUCGUGGAAUAAUUACUGACAAAGGCGCAGGUCGAGGUCAUCUUCGCAAACGAAAAAAGUUCCUUAAAUUUAUGUAUCCGCUUUUGAUGGCUGCACUCUUUGCUAAGUUGGUUGUAGUACCAUUGUUUUUAAAGCUUCUAAUAGCAACAACAUCAUCGGCUUUUGUCAUGAGCAAAAUUGCCUUGGUUAUAUCGGCUCUAAUAGCACUUAGCUGGUUGUUGGGAGCAACACGAGAGAGGGCAAAGUUGCAAAUUGUUCAAUAUCCUGGACCAAGUGGAUCGAAGAAGAACUUAGGUGGCUGGAAUGUUCAGGACAAGUAUUCACCGGAAUACGAUGGAGGUUAUAAUUCGUGGGCUUAUGAUGACGCAGUGGCCGAUAACAAUGACAAACAUUUCUUCAUUUAGAAUAAGAUUUUUGAUGAAAAAUUUUUGUACGGAACAAAAAAAAAAUAUUUAAUAAAU